UCACAUUACCAAUGAGGUCGCCCAGCCCUACAACGUGCAUUGUGAAGGAAGAACCACGACCACCCACACCAAUUUUACACGAUCAUAUACUGACAGAAGCAGUCAAUGUAAGUAUCAAAGCUGAGAAAAUAGCUGAAAACCAAACAAUAAUGACCUUAUCGGCACCGUUGUCGAUGAGUUGUACCGAUGACGAUAUCAUUGAAGAGGAUAAAAAUUCGAGUGCGACAUCUCAGCAAACGCGACCAUACCUCUCCGGAAAUAAGACACGACAGAAUCUUGAAACAAUUGUAGAAGCUAUCCGUCAUUUAGAAGGUGAUCACAUGUUUGAUGAUAGAUCACUGCUAACUCAUACGACGUCUGUGCCAGCUAUACCGACACAAGAUGCCCCCUUGGCACUUACUACUACGCCAAAACAACAUCCAACGCAUUUGAUUUUGCGACCGAAUAUUAGCACGAGUUCAAUCGCCACAGGUAAUACCACAUAUGCACAUUUUCAAAGACAGCAGCAGUGUCGACCCGGUGUUAUAGUCGUCAAACAGCAAUCGUGAUUUGUUUAAAUAGAAUUCGCAACUAAGAUAAAUUAUAUUUACCUGCUUAAAUGUAGUCUUGAUCAAUUAUCAUAAAAAUGAACUGAUAUAC
Molecule: messenger RNA, 639 nt
Organism: Ctenocephalides felis (cat flea)
Lineage: Eukaryota; Metazoa; Arthropoda; Insecta; Siphonaptera; Pulicidae
Exons: 2
Coding region: 12-548 (178 amino acids)
Source: RefSeq, a predicted model, not a curated record